GAAGAGCUGCAAAUGGUGCCCUGAGGAGAACCCAGUGACUGUGGUCCGCUGGUGCUUAGYCACAGUGACUUGUGGUACCCACAGGUGAAUCUCAGCACUGACACAUCAGUAGGUGGCAACAAGAAACACGUGUGGAAGCCAGAGACUUUGCCACAAUGAGAUGCCUCACCCAUCCACUGCUCAGGAAGUUGCUGAGUCCCUCACUUCAGUGUAUGGCAGGGCGACUGAGUCCAAGUAAAGAUGCUGUUCUCAGCUCAAAGCACUUGUCUCUGAGGCAGAACUGCUGUGCAAGACCUGAGCUCGUGACUGCCACYGAUAUGGUCAACUACUGGCAGAAGAUGUUUGAGACAAAUGGGAUCCCUGAAGCACGAGAAUCCAGUCAAUAUAUUGUGUCAUUUGUCCUGGGAGCCAAAACAUUUCAGAGCCUGGAUUCCAAAAGCCUCCACACUCCCCUUACAGCAGUGCAGCAGGAGCAAAUCCAGCAGCUGAGCAACAAACGGCUACAGAGGAUGCCAGUGCAGUAUGUACUUGGAGAGUGGGACUUCCAGGACCUGACCCUGAAGAUGAGACCCCCGGUAUUUAUUCCACGGCCUGARACAGAGGAUCUCGUCUCUUUAGUUGUGGAGGAAGAAUUUCAGAAAUGUGAGAAUUCAGCCCUCUGUUUCCCAGUUUCUGUUCCUCAUCCUGUGAUCCUGGAAAUUGGCUGUGGCUCUGGAGCAAUUGCUCUGAGUCUGCUCUGCAAACUGCCCCAGAGCAGAGUCAUAGCCAUGGAUAAAGACAAAGCUGCUGUGGAUCUCACCCGGGAGAACGCACAUAGGCUGCAACUCCAGGAAAGGAUUCACAUCAUCCACCAAGAUGUUUCACACUGUUCUGCCAAACAGCUACUGCUCUGGGGCCCCAUAGAUGUCAUAGUCAGUAACCCCCCAUAUGUUUUCCAUGAAGACAUGGCUUCCUUGGACACAGAAAUCCUCUGCUAUGAGGACCUUGAUGCCCUAGAUGGAGGAGAUGAUGGCAUGAGAGUCAUCAAAACAAUUCUGGCUUUGGCUCCUUCUCUUCUGAAAGUUUCUGGGAGUGUAUUUCUGGAAGUUGAUCCCAGGCAUCCAAAUAUGGUGGAGCGCUGGCUACAAGCACACCCAAACUUACUGCUCACCCUUCGUGCCAUUCACAAGGACUUCUGUGGCAAACCCAGGUUUCUGCACAUCCAGAAACAAAGCAGCUGACAACUGUAGCAGGCAGGACUCUCUUUGCUCCUGAGCCUGGCUGAACAGCUUGUUGAGAACUCCUUUUGCCUUGUGAAAGAAAUCUCCAUUCCCCGGAGUGUUGGACUCUCCCUGCAGUGACAGACCCCUCGUUUCCUGACACAGACUUGGUCCAGAGGUGCAGAAGUUCAGCUGAGCAUGUGGAAGUGUUUCACCUUCCUGAGGGAGCUGCAUGAAACUUUUUAGUCUGCUUUGCUAAAGUGACUCAUUAAUCUCAGGACCCAAGACAGAAGAGUUCACAGCUCUAGAUUAAAAAUACAACUGCUCAGCGUGCCAGAUCACCCAUUUGGCCUAGAAAGAUUUUUAUUUUUUUUUUWAACUGGCUUUGAGAUAGAUUUAUAGAGAAUGUGACCAGAUGGAAUGAUGAGUCCAAACUCUGGCUUAUACUGGCACAUGGAUUUGCAGGUAUAACAGGGCAUAACUGAAUUGCACAUUUCAAAUGCAGUUCUGUUCCUGAUGCUCCAAUAGCAAAGCAGCUUUUGUUUCCCACUCCUGCAGGGUGAUUGUCACUGAAGGAUGAGUGCACAUGUUACAGCACCUGAAUUUACAGCCCUUGACACUUGGUGGAUGCUGCCAGAAACAGUCAAAGCAUUGUAAUAAAGAUAGUGCUUCAGAUCAAAGUCCUUAAAAUAAUUGCACUUCAAUUUUUCAGAGAUGCUGGCAGGCCUGAAUAAACAUCUGGYGCCCAUACAUUGAUAGUAACAGAAAUGCCUAAAUUCCAUGAGAAGCAUUUAAUUGCAAGACUUUACAGAGAAGCUCAGCGUCACUAGUCCAGUUUUGCAGAUGGAGAAGUUGAAAAACAGGUGAAAUUACCUGUACAAAUUUCAACUGAACUGAGUUUGGAGUAGGAUCCAGUCUCUUGACAGGCCUGGCAGUAGCUGAGGUCUGUCUCUUUGGGAAGGAUGAUUCAGACUAGGGCUGCCUGAAACAGCAYUGAGAGAAGUCUCUGAAAUGGACAGUCGACAUCAUGUCAGUAUAAAAAAUGGCAGGAUUAAAUUCAAGCUGCUGCUUGCUGGAGCUGCUGUUUCCAGUGGUGCAAGUUCCCUUCUGGACCGUAGCUAGCCAGGAAGGAAGGAAAGCAAGCCAAGGAAAGGAUCUGGUCUGCCAGUCCAGACAGAAGCAGUUGCUGGGUCAGUGGAGGUGAGCRCUCAGGAGGGGUGGGAGUGUUUGUCCAGACAGGGCCCUGCAGUGUGUGUGUGCCAGGGAGGGGCUGUCAGACUCUGUCCAGGCUGACCUGGGACUGCACAGCCAGAGACAUGAGGCAGCACAUGCAGCAGCAAACUGAGUGUUGGAAGUCUGCAGCAGAUUCAGAGGGUGUUACCAUGAGCACUGAUAUAUCUGCUGCCUUCCCCCUGUGCCUCUCCCACAGUCUCACUCCCCAAAUGAGUCUUUCCUUCAUCCUGUUAACUCCUGAACAUUGGCCCUGCUUUCCCACAGGCCCCUGAGCUCUCCCKGAUGAACCAGCACUUGGGGUUCCAGCUGGACCCCUCCCAUACCCACAGCUCURUUCAUAGACUGGCCUUUCACCCACUGUACAUCUCACACUGCAUUUAUCCACCCCAGUAGUUUACCAUGUCCUGUAUAUGCUUUACUUGAAUUUGGGAGUGUUCUCUGGUCUGUAGUAUUUGCCCUGGUUAAACACAGUGGAGGAAAUCUAGAGAAAGAGAACAAAAGUAGAUCAGUUUAAGUGCACUUGAGCCUAAGUUUGGAAAUACAGUUUCAGCUCAGCUGAUUUCUGGCCCCCUGGAGCCAUGAGUACAAAGUAUAGUUAAAGUGUUGUUUUGUGUGUUUGUGGGAGGUUUUUUUUUCAAAGUAAUUUAGGGGUAUUUUUUAAGAUCAGUUUGCCAGACUCUGUUUAAAAAUGAAAUUUGAAGAAAUGAGUUCUCAGAUUUCUCGCCAGAUGUUAGCAGUGUUUGUGUGUGAAACAAAGCAUUAUACACAUCCUGCUUCUGCAGGACACCUGAAAAGUCCAUGGGCUGAUGGGGAUGUUAAACAGCAUCAUACUGCAUUCUUCAGGGGGUGGGCAGGUUCCCUGCAGCACGCUGGGGUUAGGUGGCUCUCUGAGACUGCCAGUGGCUGGGCUGCAGAAGGCAGUGUGCUUUUUCCUGSAAACAUCAGUCAAUCCUUUGUCUGAGCUCUGAGCAGGACAAGUCCCCUGCGAGACAGACUGCUGGUCUAGUCUAGUAGGACAAGUGUUAAAUUCCUGUAUUUAUAGCUAAAACACUGAUAAAAAUKAUUGCAUUUCUAUGUGUUUGCAUUGCAUAGUGGUUAUAUAUCUUGGAAAAUUUUGUGGUGCUGCUGACCUUUUCAUAGAAAGAAAAAUUGCAGUUCCUCCCAGGAGGCUGGAUGUUCCUGUCGGACUCGCAUCCCAGGGAAUGUGCUGGUGUAGGACAGUGUGUUCCUCUGUGCUUUACACAGAUUGGCCCGGGCUCCUUUUGGUACAGCAGCACUGCAAAGCCCUUUGGAGCUGAUGGUUUUAAGGAACCUGGUUGGAGCACUGGGCCAUGGCUGUGCUGCCUGAGGGAAGAGGCUGAGCUGACCCUGGCAGAACCCUGAGCACGUGAGCUCUGCAGAGGCACAGCUGCUSCCUGAAGCCAUAGAAGGCUGACGCUUCACCCGGCAUUCUGUGUAAUCCAAUAUCUGCCAUACACUGAAUUUUCUGGGAAUUUACUGGGUCUUGGGAAUUGUAUCAAGAUGGUGAUUUGAUUCCUGAGGUGAUGCUUUCAUAGUGGGGCUUUGUUUUAAAGACCCUGAGGAGCCUGUUUGUGUGUGCUCACAUCUGUGUUUUGGGGGUUACUGGCUGUGUGGGAUCUGCUGGGGUGACACUGCCCUUCCCCGAGGCGGAGCUGCUKUGGCAGAGCCCUGCAGAUGGAGCUGCGGUCCCAGUUUAGCUGUGUCCUCUUCAGCCUUCCUGCUUUGGGCAAGGCACAGGCCGCAGGAAGGGCAAGAAGUGGGGUCAGCACAGGGCUGAAGUGUAGGUGCAGCUGCAAAUGGGGCKUUAACCUCAGCUCCUCUGCCGGGAAACAGAACUUCCACACUGGACUGGUGUCAGGAGGCUGGAAGAGGAUUCACAGCUGUGACACAGGACUGGGGUUGUAUGUACCUCAUGCUGUGAAUGGGAGGCCCACAGCCCCUCUAGGGCUGGAGGUCAGAGAUACCAUUUUUAUUCUGGUGUGAUGUCCAUGUGAGCACCCUGAAGUACUGACCAUGCUUUCAGUCUCCACCCAARAUAUGGGGUGAAAGAGACCUGCACAGGGACAUUAGAGAGAUAAAGAAAUAUCUUUAUCUUCACAAUGCUCYGCUGAGCUUGGGCUCUUGUUGGGCUGAGACUKCUUUCCAUGUGAGGAACUGACACURGAGUGACUGCAUUAGAGUGGCACAGGACAUCUCUGGGGACCCACAUGACCAUGUGUGUGUGGAUUACUGGCCAGCACUCAUUCCUUGGUGUAGGGCCAUAGAUCAAAAUGGCUUGGAAGAGAACUUGACAGUCAUCUAGCCCAAUUUCCCCAUCCAAGUARGCAUCAACUUGCCUUACAUCAUUCRUGACAAAUGUUUGYCCAGCCUGACACAAAGGCUCCCAGUGCUGAUAGCGACUUUAGCAUGCAAUCUGUCCUGGUGCUUUGUGGUUCUAUUGCUACAAAGUUUUCCUCUGUCAGGCAGCUCUGAUGCAGCUAAAACCUAGCACUUCCCCUGUACUGAGGUGGAGAACAGCUGCACCUUCUCUUAGAGCACCUUCCCUCUCCUUAGAGCACCUUCCAUGUGGUAGUCUGUUCCCAUAUUUCCUCACAGUCUUAAUUUCUGAGGGAAAGAACUCMCAGCACUUAUUUUUGUAGGCUGCUUGCACAUCCUUCUCUCCCUGCUUGGGAAAUGUAAGGGGGACUGUGUGCUUCAGACUUGUUAGAGGUGAUACUUGUGCCUCUGGUGAGUGGGAUAAARCUGCUAGAGCUCACCCUGCUUACAGAGCUCGCAUUUCCCACGUGAAGACCAAGCCAAAACUUCCAUUAACUUUUUUUUGUCUGGGAAAGUUAUCAAAAACUGUAUUUAAGUUUUAAUAAACUACAAUUUCCACCCCAGCCUGCAUCCUGURGAACAAAUACCCACUGAAAGAAGGCUUCUUUCUCACACUCAAGAACAUAAUGAGGUGCCAAGAGAGACUUAAUCGAUUUUCCAGGCUAUUUCCUCGUCCACAGAUGUUUUGAUAUGCUUUGAAUUCAUUGUCAGAAGUUUCAGGUGUUGUUCUGUAGAGGGCCUUAUCACAGUCCUUCUCUGCUUCUUUUCCCUGGCAGCUGGCAAAUCUCAUUGUGGUCCAUCCAGUCUCUGGUGAACACAGGGGCACUUUUAUGAAAUUCAUCUCAUCUGCUUUUGGUGUCAGGACUCAGCACCCUGCUGCAGCUGAUAAACCAGAUCAGCUUUGCUGCUUUCCAGUGCAAACCCAGAGGAUAUGGGAGUGAGCAGAGCACUUCUGUGCAGCCAGUGCAUCUCUGAGCACGAUGAGAAUGUGCCAGAGGCUGCUGCAGAGGGCUGGGAACGUGCAUCCUGCACACAGCAGCAGCUGCUGCUCUGAGUGCACGAGUGUCAAAUGUGCUGUGCUGCAGACAGGUGCUGAGGAGUGCUGCCACAUACUGCGGUCUGUCUGUGUGGUUUGUCUUCUUGSUGUGGUUGAUGUCACAACUGUAACUUGGUUUAAGUGGCAACUUCUAGCUCUAGAGCUCUGUUUCAUCUGCUCCCUUCACCAGCACACCUGAAUGGUCACCCUUCUGUGACUUAUGUGCUCGUCCCAGCAUUUUGGGCAGAGUGGGCAUCAGUGUGAUUUCAGUGGUGGCUGCACUGUCAGCAUUACAAUGAUAACCAUGAGCAAGGCUACCGCAGGGUGGAAGGCCUUAGAGCUACUGCAUGUGAACAACCACUGGCCUGGGGAGAAAGGGGCCUUGGCCCCAUAAAAUAUUUGCUCUGGGUUCAGCUUGCUUCAAAGGUCUACGUAAGUAGUUUCACACUUCAUCCUUUCUUUUGUGACAGCUGGGAUGUUCUGAGUUCAUCCUGUCCAUGGCAGAGUGUCUCAGCUCCUAGGCUGAAAUUUGCAGCAUGGCAAAGAAGAGUUUGCCAUCCAAAUAUCCAGUGGCAGCACAUGUGAUGAGAAAUUGAGCUGCAGCAAGAGAAGAACCAUGGCAGAGAGUCACAGCAAGAGCUCAAAUGCUCUUAAUGGCAGUUCUGGCAAACCCAGCUGUAGCUGUACUUGUUCCUCCCUUUACUGCUAUUUUAAAUAGUGUACAUCCCAGCUGUUCCUUGGAAGCAUGAUUGUGCCUCGAGAGCAGGAAAGCAGYGAUUGUUACUCCUCAGUGGGGAGUGUUACCAGAGAAAUGUUUACUUUUUAGAGCCUUGGUGUUGGGAURUGACAGGAAGGUAAUUUUCACAGUGUGUUACUGGUACAGCCAGUUGUUGCUAAACACUGCAGGACCUGGAAGCACACAAAUGGCAGAUUGUUUGGAAGAAGGGGGAGGUGAAGAAAUCAUUACAUGGAGCUCRUCUAGGGAAGACAAGAUUCUUGGGAAAGGGUGUGUUAAAAUGAAGCUGAGGUUUUAGGAGGGAAGGUCUGUGCUGCCACAUUCCUGCUUUGCCACUCUAAAACCAUAAGCAGAAGUGUGGGACUGAGUCUCUAUAAGGUGCAARUUGUAUACAGGAGGCAAACUGAGAAUUUCUGGUCAAUGCUGUACUUCAGCAGCCUUUCUCCAGUGUGAAAGGCUUCCUGGGGACCACAGGUGAUGGGCAAGCAACAGCAGAUAGAGCACAGAACUCCUGUGGAUCAAGAGCAGAGCACUCUCACUGUGUCACAAAGAUGCCACUGGUCUGAGUUUCUAUAAACAUGGUUUCUACAGAAGUUGCUUGGCUGUGUGUGAGUAUAGGGGAGGCAGAACUCUGCUUCUAGUGGGAUGUCCUCAGCAAUGGGAGAUUUUGAUUUGUACUGUAUCCAGCUGCUAUCAACAGUUUUAGCUCCCCAUCUGCUUCCUCCUUUCCUGGUGGUCAGCUUGUCUCCUGUGUUUUGUAUAUGCACACCUGCAUGCACACAGUGGGACAUGUCCAUCAGUUGGUAGCAUAGUGCUUGUGGCCAUGGAGUCCUUACCUGACAGCCUGAGCUGCUGCAGGAGCUGCAGUACCCAGUGGUGCUGGUGGGAGACUGACUGCUGCCAUCAAAACCCUCAGUUCUUACUGGAAUACUCAUGCAAGAUUGGAUUGUGAACACAGUUGCUUGGAUUGUUGAAAAAGGCUUGAAUUAUUAUAAAAUUCCUGACCUGGUAUUUGGCUGAUGAUUAAUUACUUAGGUUUGCAUAGUGCUUUGAUGUUCCAGAUGUAAACCCAGAGCAAGCUGUUACAAUUCUGUUGACCUCGGUGGAGUCCUCCCCGUCAUUCCAGUUGGCACACCUGGUGCUCUGAGGUAUUUGUAUUCUGUGGAACAAGCGUCCAGUCAUUGAUUUAAGUCUUUCUGGGGACUGGAGGCUGUUAAGUUGUUAAUCUUUUUUCCUCUCCUGUAUCGAUUGCUCUGCCACUUACCAGCAGUGACCUUCGCACCACACCUUUURACUUUGAGCUUGCUGCUUCUCUAGAGUCCUUCUCUGAGCCUUGGUAGCUCAUGGUGUGUUUGUAUUGCCACAGUGCUUAGAAACUUCUCACAGGUUGCUCCGUUUCUAAGUUGUCACUACUCUGCUCCCCCGCAAGUAUCUUGUUGUGUAACUCUCCCCCAGCCAAUGUUGCUGGCUUGCAUGGAUAAGUUGUUCUAUGCUGGAUAAUUUGGAGUAACCUUGUGAUAGAAAAAUCCCCCUCUAAAAGGCAACUGAGUCUGGCAUUGUCGUUCAGUGAUCUGGCAGCUGGUGGGGUUUGCUGGGUGGAGCCCUGGUGCUGACAUGUGCUCUCUCUGCUUGAAAAGAGCAGAUUAAGUUCAUACUUCACUCAAACACAGCUUCUUCAUUUAAUGUGUAUGGGCAGCAGGCAGUCAGGCUGAAAGCAGAUUUUGUACUUCAGCUUCUAGGUCAGUGGGUUUUUUGUCUUGUUUGUGUCAGCAGACAGUAGCCCUUUGUUCAGCAGCACAACUAUUUCCACCUCAGCAACACACACAUGCACGUGAUGCAGGUCCUGGGUUGUGCAAUAAACUCCAGCAAAYAUAUUGUCUGUUCCACUUCAGGGCUUGAUUGUGUGCCCUAUUGACCASCAAUAAAGCUAAGAGUAUGGAGGUAGUUCCUUAUUCAUUUAUUUUGGCUUUUCCACCCCCUGUUGCCUAUGUGGAGAAGAAAAAGGGCAUAAGCACUUUGAGAGUGAAAAUUUGGUCUUUAGAGAUGUGGUCUUUGUAACAUGUGCAAGCUGGAUAAUUAAUUAGCAUUAAGUCAAGUAUUAAAUUAACUAAUUAUUGUAGUAAUUAUGUAAUUUUGAUGCUAAGUAGGGGCAGGGUUAAGGUCAGGGUAG
Malurus melanocephalus (red-backed fairy wren) is the source of this 8711-nucleotide messenger RNA. It is a transcript of the gene HEMK1, whose product is annotated as HemK methyltransferase family member 1. Gene Ontology annotation, molecular function: nucleic acid binding; protein methyltransferase activity. NCBI's taxonomy places the organism in Eukaryota, Metazoa, Chordata, Aves, Passeriformes, Maluridae. The record is from RefSeq and is a predicted model, not a curated record. The transcript is spliced from 10 exons. Gene Ontology annotation, biological process: protein methylation. Gene Ontology annotation, cellular component: mitochondrion. The coding region runs from base 156 to 1220 and encodes 354 amino acids.